Molecule: messenger RNA, 3340 nt
Organism: Halteromyces radiatus
Lineage: Eukaryota; Fungi; Mucoromycota; Mucoromycetes; Mucorales; Cunninghamellaceae
Product: galactose mutarotase-like domain-containing protein
Exons: 27
Coding region: 50-3277 (1075 amino acids)
Biological process (GO): mannose metabolic process; oligosaccharide catabolic process
Cellular component (GO): fungal-type vacuole membrane
Molecular function (GO): carbohydrate binding; alpha-mannosidase activity
Source: RefSeq, a predicted model, not a curated record
GUUUUAUUCUAUUUUAUUUUAUUUUAUUUUUUGGUUAUUUUUAAGAAAAAUGGCGACUUUGAAACCUUCCGUUGAUAUCACUCCGAAAAUACCAAAGAACAUUGAGCAAUCACGUAUCAAUAACUUCCUGGCUCCUAAUGGACAAUUCUAUAGUAUGGGUAUUCGUCAAGGUUUAUGGACUGAACGACACUCUGGAGAUCCAUAUGUAAAAUUAAGUGUAUAUGAUGUACCUGACUUGAAGCGAAUCACCUUCAAGGAAGCUAUUGGGCAAAAAUUUGAACCUAUUCAACAACAUCAACGCUCUUUUGGUCCUAGUUGGUCUACUCAUUGGUUUAAAGUGGAUAUUAUUAUUCCAGAAGUAAUGGUGGAUCAUCCUGUUGUAUUUCAAUGGGAUAUGGAUUCUGAAGGUCUUGUGUGGUCUACUGAUGGUAUUCCUUUGCAAGGCUUAACUGGAGGUGAUGACCAAGCUCGACAAGAAUAUAUUUUAACUCAAAAUGCAACAAAAGAUCAAGAAUUCUCCUUUUACAUUGAAGCUGCUUGCAAUGGUAUGUUUGGUGUUGGAGACAAUGAUGCUAUGGUACCUGAUCCAAAUCGAUAUUUCAACAUCAAGAAAGCUGAUCUGGUUAUACCUGCUUAUUCUAUCCAAAAAUUAUAUUAUGAUCUAGUAAUUAUUCAAGGGAUCGCAUAUGAUACAAAUCAAGAUUCAUCGCGCGCUCGACAAGCUGUAUGGGUAUUGAAUGAAAUCAUCAACCAAUUUAUCAUUAAUGAUCCAACUUCUAUUGAUAAAUGUCUAAAUUUGAGUUCGGAAUUCCUUGCAGCAUCCAAUGGAGAAGGUGAACAUCAAAUUACAGCUAUUGGACAUUGUCAUAUUGAUACUGCUUGGUUAUGGCCUUUUGAUGAAACAAAACGAAAAGUGGCUCGCUCUUGGUCAAGUCAAUUAGAUUUAAUUAAUCGUUACCCUGAUUACGUCUUUACUGCAUCUCAGGUUCAACAAUACGAAUGGUUGGAAGAACUUUAUCCUGAUCUCUUUCGUGCAAUCCAAGAACAAGAAAAACUUGGUAGAUGGGAAAUCAUUGGUGGUAGCUGGGUGGAACAUGAUACAAAUAUGCCUUCUGGAGAAUCAUUAUGUCGACAAAUGUUACUGGGACAGACAUACUUUGAAAAGAAAUUUGGUAAAAGAACAAAUGUUUUCUGGCUUCCUGAUUCUUUUGGAUACUCUGGCCAGUUGCCUCAAGUACUCAAACAAUCCGGUUGUGAUUAUUUCUUUACCCAAAAAUUAUCAUGGAACAAUAUCAACAAAUUCCCAUUGACAACGUUUUGGUGGACUGGUAUUGAUAACUCUCGUGUAUUGGCACAUCUCACUCCUGCAGAUACAUACAAUGCAAUGGUGACUCCCAGCGAACUAUAUAAAUGUACUACCAACCAUCAUGAUAUCGAAUAUUCCAAUCGUAGUCUGCUUGUUUAUGGGAAUGGUGAUGGUGGAGGUGGUCCAGCUCCUGAACAUUUAGAACGAUUGAAAAGAAUGAAAAAUGUGGAUGGUUUACCUUCGUGCAAACCUGGACAAGUGAUUGACUUUUUUAAAAAUGUAGAAGACAAUAGCCAAAAACUGCAAGCUUACAAAGGUGAACUAUAUCUGGAAUUCCAUCGUGGUACUUAUACAACACAGGCUUUGGUGAAGCGAGGGAAUCGACAAUGUGAAGUACUGAUUAGAGAUGUAGAAUUCUUAUCAACUGCAGCUCGACUAUUUCAUUCCAAUAACAUCAGCAAACAGUCAUCUUAUAGCUAUCCUACAAAAGAUAUCAAUAGGCUAUGGAAACUCAUUUGUUUGAAUCAAUUUCAUGAUUGUUUACCUGGGUCUGGUAUUGGCCUUGCCUACGUGGAUGUACACAAGUAUCAUCGUGAAGUUAUUUAUGAAUCUCUGACACUCCGCAGAAAGGCUCAAGAUUAUAUUCUCUUUGGGGAAGAAGGUCAUGAAAAAAAACAGUCUGGCAAUUGUAUUGCUAUAUUCAAUACUCUCCCUUGGACGCGUUCUGAUAUUGUAUCUAUGCCAGAAAAGAAUACUCAUUGGUCUGAUCAACAAUGGAAAGAUGAACAUGAAUAUAUUAUUGUGGAAAGUGUGCCAGGAUUCUCUGUUGCUGUUUUUCCUUCUCAAAGUAUUCCACGUGUGGAACCAAAUGAAGGAGUACGAGCAUAUCAGCAAGAUUCAGGUGAAUUUGUUUUGGAAAAUAGCCACAUCAAGGGUAUUUUCAACUCUCGUGGUCAAUUAUUGGAAUUGUAUGACAAACAUUCAAACAGAGGAAAUUUGGUUCCAAGCGGUAGUAAAGGAAAUAUAUUACAACUUUAUGAAGAUGUGCCUACUUAUUGGGAUGCCUGGGACGUUGAAAUAUAUCACUUGCAAAAAUACAAGAUAUUGGAAAACAAUGAAUCUUUGAAGAUUUCUGCUAAUGGUCCACUCCGUGCUGAACUGACGUUUAGACAAGAUAUUUCCAAGGACAGCUGGAUUGAACAAAAUAUUAGUUUGACAUGCCUUGGUACAUUUAUCGAAUUUGACAGCGCUGUGGAAUGGCAUGAGAAACAUCAGUUUUUGAAAACUGAAUUCAAUUGGGAUAUUAUCACUGAUUUUGCAACUUAUGAUAUCCAAUACGGUGUUCUCCGAAGACCUAACCAUUACAACUCGACGCUUGACUCUGCUAGAUUUGAAGUUUGUGGGCAUAAAUUUGCUGAUCUCUCUGACGCUAACUACGGUGUCGCUUUGCUCAACAAUUGCAAAUAUGGAUACGCUACUCAUGAAAAAUCACAACGUCUCUCGUUAUUACGAUCUCCCAAAGGACCUGAUGAAAAUGCUGAUAUGGGACGGCAUAAGUUCAAAUAUGCCAUCUUCCCUCACAAUGGAAACUUUGAAUCAUCUGAUGUUGUUCGCAAAGCCUUAGAAUUCAAUGUACCUUUGUCUUAUCGUCAAACAAAUUACUACGCUGGACCCAAGACUUUUUCACCUUCUUUGUUUUCUAUUGAUCCACCAGGAAGAAUUAUUAUCGAUACCGUCAAAUUGGCGGAAAACGAUCAAGAUCAAGGAAAGACUGUGAUUCUUCGAAUUUAUGAAGCGUAUGGUGGUCAAUCUCGUGGUACUCUUACAAGUUCUCUGAAUAUCAACACAAUUCAAAUAUCAAAUAUUUUGGAAGAUGAUACUAACAAUUUGUUGACUGCGGACAAAGAUGGUGGUUUUACUCUGAACUUGACACCGUUCCAAAUAUUGACAUUGAAAAUUCAAUUGAAUUAGUAUGGAUAAUAAUUUAGCUAUUCGAAUAUUCAAUAAAUUCAAUAAAAUGAUCUUUUUUUUUUU